CCCUCAACGGGGAUCAACCUUACGAUAGGCAGCGCAUGCAUUUGUUUCUAAACAUCUCUUGAUUUUUAUUGGUUUGGAAACGGGGGUUCUGCAUACGAGUCACUCGUCCGCAUUCCGGGAAUUGUCGCCUGAGUUCAAGAUUCUUCCUGGAUCAUCACAGUUAAUGUUCUGCAAUGGGGGUCAAGGCCGCUCUACCUAGAUAUGAGAUCUACCUCUACACCGCUGUGCUCUGCAUGGCUCUGCUUUGGACUGCAAGCUGGAUUUUUGAGGUCUCCAGAGCUAAUGUGAACAGAAAGACAUUCAAAGCCAGUGUAAAGGAUGGCUGGUACUACUUUGGGCGGAAGGUGGACAUGGCAGAUACUGAGUGGGUCAUGUGGUUCCUGAACUUCCGCUGCCACAUUCUCUUUGCCUUGUCGGGUCAUGUGAUCUUCGCCAAGAUCUGCUCAAUGCUGGCCCCGAAGCACAGAUCCAUAAUGUAUACGGCGUAUGGGAUGAUGGCGAUUUUUACCAGCAUGGGCUGGACCUACGUCACUCUGGUAUUAUCCCACUGCGUGCUGCUUUACAGCAUCUCACUAGUCAAGAUCAAGUGGCUCUGCUUCGUGGCCGGACUCACCAGCCUGGCCACCUUCAAGAUAGAGCCCUUUGUCACCUGGCAGGAGGGUUUCGUGACUGGAAGCUUUCAGCUUCAGGGGCUCCUCUUCUACGGAGGCUGUGGCUUCACCAUCAUGCGAUGCAUGAGCUUCGCCCUGGAGAACUGCGAGAAGAACGAGGGGAACUACAGUUUCCUGGAACUGCUGAAAUACAACUUCUACCUCCCGUUCUUCUACUUUGGACCUGUCAUGACUUUCGAUAAAUUCCACGUACAGGUGAACAAUCCCGACUUGAUCCGAAAGGAGAGGGAGAUGUGGAACAUCAUCGCUUGGGCCGUGGGCCACCUCGGGAUCAUCAUCACGGUGGACGUCUUGUUUCACUUCAUGUAUAUUUUGACAAUACCUUCUGACUUGAAGCUGGUGAAGCAGCUCACAGACUGGACACUAGCUGGACUGGCCUACUCUAACUUGGUGUUUGACUGGGUGAAAGCCACAGUGAUGUUUGGGGUUAUAAACACUGUCUCCAAGCUCGACCACCUGGAUCCUCCAAAGCCGCCUAAAUGCAUCACCAUGCUCUACGUCUUCGCUGAAACACACUUUGACAGAGGAAUAAACGACUGGCUCUGCAAGUAUGUUUAUGACUACUUGGGUGGAAACCAUGACAAUAUCUGGAACGAGCUGGUGGCAACAGUUUGUACGUUUAGCGUCACGGCCCUGUGGUUGGGGCCCUGCCAGAUUGUCUGUGUGUGGGCUUUCUUGAACUGCUUCGGCUUAAACUUUGAGUUUUGGCUGGCCAAGUUCUUCUCGCUGGAGCCCUUUGCUUCCAUUGAGAUGGCAAUGUCUGAGGCCAUGUCACGCAGGAUCAGGGCUGUGUUUAAUGCCUUUAACUUCUGGGCUAUCAUCCUGUAUAAUGUUCUAGCCCUGAACAGUCUCGAUUUCGCCCGGCUGGUUGCCAGAAGGCUUCUUCUUAGAGGUUUUCCUCUGUCCACACUGUCUGUGCUGAUCGUCACAUACUGCGGAAUACAGCUAAUCAAGGAGCGUGAGAGGAAGCAGGCCCUGCUUCUGGACCCCGAUCCCGUGCUGACCCCAGAACCCACCCCGAUCCCCGCCUCUACCCCCUCGCCUACCACAACACCCACACCUUCACCCAAAGCUGUGGCAGUGGAUGCCCCAGGAAAGGAGGAUGCGGGGAAGGAAAAGGCGGAGUAAAGUUUACCAUAACGACAAGGCUCACUAAACCUGCAUCUAUAAUUUGUGGUUUAUGUCUGGGAGUUACCAGGAAGUCUCAGUCAAGCUGUGUCGGGCUGUACACCAUGUUUCUGAAGAGGAAAUGUCAAAGCAGUUCUGAAGUGUAAAUCGAACUGGUACAGAAGUUUCAUACCCCAGUAAAUGUUUUUAUUAUUAAAGGAAAAUACUCAGAGUGCAUGGUUUAACUAUGUAGGGAAUUCUGUUAAAUAAAUAAUUCUGUUAAAUAAGUAUUCUGUCAAAUAAUACAAUGCAAGAUUUGCACCUAAUUUUCAUUUAGGAAAAAAAUAUAAAAAUUUUUAUUAAACAAUCUCACAAUUGUUUUUGGAUAAUUUUCUGUUAAAGGUUUUAACGUUAAAUAUUCAGUGAAAAACGUGUCAUGCCUUGAUAAUACUAAAUUUAUUAAUUUCUUACAGACCACAAGGUUUGGUUUUCUUAUGUGCCAAAUGAUACAGUUUAUGUAUAAAAUGUCAAAAGAAUAUAUUGCUUCCACUUUACAGACAUCUUUUUUUCUUAAUUGUAAUGUUGCAUUGAAUUAUUUUUGUCAUUUUCGCUUUGUUAGCAUAUCGCAGAAUUAAGAUAUGACAUAUAUGAACCUGCUAUAAUAAAUUUAGAUUUGGA
This is a messenger RNA of Paramormyrops kingsleyae, 2456 nucleotides long. RefSeq names its product protein-cysteine N-palmitoyltransferase HHAT-like protein. Gene Ontology annotation, biological process: negative regulation of N-terminal protein palmitoylation. NCBI's taxonomy places the organism in Eukaryota, Metazoa, Chordata, Actinopteri, Osteoglossiformes, Mormyridae. Gene Ontology annotation, cellular component: endoplasmic reticulum. The record is from RefSeq and is a predicted model, not a curated record. Gene Ontology annotation, molecular function: acyltransferase activity.